ACGGUGAAAAUGUAAUCGGAGCUUCACAGCAAAAUAGAUAAUUCUUUGAAUGUCAUUUUAUCUCUGAGUCGGUGACACAUAAGUGCUGCGAGUAAUCGAUGACAUGAAACUUUCAUAGUGAUUUGCAAAAAUGUGAACAAGAAACCGGGCAAAAGAUUUUAGGAGAUUAAUUAUUAAAAUUUAAAUUGGGGAUAUUUUUAAUUGAGAAUUCGGAGGAGCAACGAGUGUCAAGAGAACUCUUGUUUCAUUUGGCUGGUCAACGACAACUUACUGCACGAUGAAAGUACACGAAAAGAGGGAGUCGAGCAUUCACAAAGUGCAAGAGGUAAUGCUGGAGGAGAUUGAUCUUACAAAGGAGUAUAAUGUGGAGAAAACUUUGGGUGAGGGAAGUUUUGCAAAAGUCCUGCUGGCGACUCACAGGCGAACCCAGACGCGUGUUGUCCUGAAGGCUGUCCACCAAGAACUUACCACUGAGAAGGAAUUCUUCCGUGAAUUUCACUACUCGUAUCAUCUCAGCCCACAUCCUAAUAUUCUGAGCUCGUACGAUGUGGCUUUCAAAGCUGAAAAAUGCUACAUAUUCGCACAAGAGUAUUCACCGUUUGGGGAUUUAGCUGGUAAGGUGAGAGCCGGUGGUCUGAGUGAGGACGUGUGCAAGAGAAUUGCUGGACAGUUGUCAUCUGCUCUAGAUUUUCUUCACUCAAAGCAACUGGCACAUCGUGACGUCAAAUUGGAAAAUAUCCUGGUAUUUGCACAAGACAUGUCUAAAAUAAAAUUAUGCGAUUUUGGAUCUACCAAACGCGAGGGCGCACUUGUCAGUAAAAUACGAGGCACCUGGGUGCCAUUCAUGCCACCUGAGAUUCAUGAAGUCAUCAAGAAUGAGAGAUACACUUGCAAACGUAGCACUGACUCUUGGCAAUUUGGUAUUGUUUUGUUUGUGUGUUUGACUGGGAAUCCACCUUGGCAGAGUGCUGAUCCAAUUCAGGAUCCUGAUUACUCGGCAUUUCAGAGAUGGCUCAAAAGACGUACCACCCGGAUACCAAAUACAUUCCGUAGAUUUACACCACGUUUACUGCGGUACUUUAGACGUGUAUUUGAGCACAAGUCUGAAAAACGAGCCUUGAUAACGGAGAUCACCAAAUAUUUGAAGGACACAUGGUGUUUGAAUAAAUUGAGUCACAGUGUAACAUCAACGUCGGUUGAAGUCAGUGACACACAGAUAGCAAGAAGGGCUGACAGUCUCCUCUAUCUUGAUACUAUCGUCGAUGAAAGACUCAAUAUCGAUGAGAAUAAGAAUAAAUUGCGUAAACUACUCAACAGUUAUGGCCUGGAAACUGCUGUAGAUCAGAAAGUUGUCUCCAAGAGAAUUUGGGAAUGGGUCAUGCAGUGUGAUUCAAAUAUAGGUGAUUCACAAUAUCUCAGUCCACUUCCAGCAGAGUCUAUGUGAGAUUUAAUUAAAUCAUCAAGUGAACCAUGCCUAAUUAAUGAUUCAAUCCGUGAGGUUAAACACUUGAGUUUUACCACCCUCACACUACCCACUGAUAAUGCAUUAUUUGAUGAUAGCAGUUCAAUUCUUCGUCGUUCCCCUCUCACCGCCCAUCAGAACUCUCUCGUUCAGUCAACCAGCUUUCGUGCCAAAAAUUUCAAUUAAAGUCAAAGCUAAUUUUCCCUUCCCCUCCUCACACAGCGUUAAUUAAUAAUUCAAUUACCAAGAGGAAAUCGUCAUGAUUUUAUUUCUUUUUACUAUUUCAAAGUGUUCAAUUUUUUUCUAUAAAGGUAAAUUCAGGAGAUAAUUAAUGGGGAAACUCUAGAGACAAUAAUAACUCAAUCGAUCCCUAUUUUUUAGUCAUUAGAAAAUUAUUAACUCGUGGGCCUAAAAAUUUGAUGCAUUAGAGCCCAACAAUUUGCAAAGCCAGUAAAUAUAUUAUAUAUUUUCGUCUUGAACUUUCUCUCAAAUUCUGCAUGAUUCUACAUGGACCAGUACAAUAUACCGAGAACAGUGUAUACAUUGAUAAAAAAAAAAACUUCAUAGACAUGUAAAUAUUUAAUAUGCCCAGUGUUGAACGAGACCAUAAAUCUCAAAUUUAGAGAUUGUCAAUUUUCGAUCCUACGUAGAAUAUCGCGUGUGGUCGUAAUUUGAAAUAUAUAUUAUAUUCUUGUAGAAAAUUUAUGUACAGAUAUUACUCCUUGAGAAUUAAUCUGUGUGACAUACACUGAGAAAAAUUCACAGUGUGGAUCAAAAGUGCCGGUGUUGAAUCAAGGAAAUGAUAGUUGGAUCAAAAAAUCAUCGCCGAUUUUCAUUAACAUUGAAUGUUCACGAAAAUGCAAGCAUCAAUUAUUUUGGCAGAUUAUUCAACCUCGUUCCCGCUUUUGAUAUGACACGCGAAUUUUCCUUAGUGUAUCCGAAAAUAUAAUCUCACUGAAUUAAUGCGAUGAGAAAAAAAAUCGUUAAAAAUAGCUAGAUUAUUGCAUACUCUGAUAACGAUGAAGUACGAUAAAACCAAAUGUUAAUAAAACUCACGAUAUUUACGGAAAUAAAAAUGAAAUAAAGAAUUAUAGAAUUGCAAAUAAAGAGGGUAUGAGAAGAGUUGGAGUUAAGAGCAAAAGCUUCCAAUUAAUGAACAAAUAAAGAAGACUGAAUCGAAUUAAUUAAUAGUAUCUGGCCGGAAUAAUGUCGACUGAUCAGAUUGGUCAUUAGGUACACAAAUGCCCUAUCUGGUGUGCUAACUACUUCAUUAUUAUAACAACUGAUCAGAUAAUCGAAUGAUGCUCAUUAAUUGGUAUCUGCAAGCAAAAGAUGUGUUAGUACCGAUAUUCAAUGCUGACACUCGGUAUCAAUACCUGUCAUUAGACUAUUUAUAACUGCUAUUUGAUAGAGCCAUGUAUAAAUUUUUAAUGUUUUAGUGCAAUGUGCAAUGUUUCAGUAGAGUAGACAGGACGUUCUAGUAGAGCGGCCAAAGUCCGUGAUAACUGUACGAAAAUAAAAAUUCAUAAUGUAUUUGAGUGAACAAACACUCUAGUAAUUAUACGCUAUUAAUAAAGAAAUUAAUUAAAAGUACACGAAUAAUGAGCUUAGCACAGGAAGAGAGUUGAGGGUAUGAACCGAUUUGAUGAUUGCAUUAGGCGUUUUUACAUUUAUACGUUUACAAAUAAGAGAUCUCAGUGGAUAAAUUUAUUUUUAAAACCCCUUUCAGGCACAAUGUUAAAUGUCUAGUUACUUGAAAGAGAUUAUAUGUAUAUAAUCAAUUAGGAUGAUGUGAUAAAGUUAGACCAGAGUGAUGUCUUUAAUGUAUAUUGAAAUGUAAAAUUGUGUAUAUAUCAGAA
Fopius arisanus is the source of this 3321-nucleotide messenger RNA. It is a transcript of the gene meng, whose product is annotated as meng-po. The transcript is spliced from 2 exons. The record is from RefSeq and is a predicted model, not a curated record. Gene Ontology annotation, molecular function: ATP binding; protein serine/threonine kinase activity. Bases 278 to 1444 code for a protein of 388 amino acids. NCBI's taxonomy places the organism in Eukaryota, Metazoa, Arthropoda, Insecta, Hymenoptera, Braconidae. Gene Ontology annotation, biological process: peptidyl-threonine phosphorylation; peptidyl-serine phosphorylation.